AUGGCUUGGUAUUGUUCUGCUAAUAGCAACGAAGGUCUUGUGAAUAACUUGAAAACGGCCAAAAUUAUUACUUCAAAACGGGUUGAGGAAGCUAUGAAAGCUACCGAUAGAAAAAAUUAUGUUUCUUAUUCUCCAUAUAGAGAUUCUCCUCAACAAUUAGGUUAUGGUGCCACUAUUUCUGCACCCCACAUGCAUGCUCAUGCUCUUCAAAAUUUGGAACCUUUUUUGCAGCCCAGUAUGAAAGUUUUGGACAUUGGAUGUGGAUCGGGAUAUUUAACGACAUGCCUUGCAGAAAUGGUCGGACCCGAAGGAAAGGUGGUUGGAAUAGAACAUAUUAAGGAACUUGUCAACAUGUCGAAAAAGAAUAUUCAAAAAGAUCGACCAGAUCUUUUGGAAUCUCAAAGAAUCAUAUUAAUUCACGGAGAUGGAAGGGAAGGUUAUCCGGAAGAGGCACCUUAUGAUUGCAUUCAUGUUGGCGCCGCUGCAGAUGAAACGCCAGAUGCAUUGAUCAAUCAAUUGAAAGCACCUGGACGAUUAUUCAUUCCUGUUGGAGGUAGAGAUCAGUACAUUUAUCAGAUCGAUAAAGACGAGAAUGGAAAUGUUACACAAAAGAAAGUGAUGGGAGUCGUGUAUGUCCCUCUUACGGAUGCCGACAAACAAUGGUCAAGAUAA
Messenger RNA from Rhizophagus irregularis DAOM 181602=DAOM 197198, 672 nucleotides. RefSeq lists its product as uncharacterized. Gene Ontology annotation, cellular component: cytoplasm. NCBI's taxonomy places the organism in Eukaryota, Fungi, Glomeromycota, Glomeromycetes, Glomerales, Glomeraceae. Gene Ontology annotation, biological process: protein modification process. The record is from RefSeq and is a predicted model, not a curated record. Gene Ontology annotation, molecular function: protein-L-isoaspartate (D-aspartate) O-methyltransferase activity.